Molecule: messenger RNA, 2253 nt
Organism: Protopterus annectens (West African lungfish)
Lineage: Eukaryota; Metazoa; Chordata; Ceratodontiformes; Protopteridae
Gene: CLK2
Product: CDC like kinase 2
Exons: 13
Coding region: 233-1735 (500 amino acids)
Biological process (GO): protein phosphorylation; regulation of RNA splicing
Cellular component (GO): nucleus
Molecular function (GO): ATP binding; protein tyrosine kinase activity
Source: RefSeq, a predicted model, not a curated record
GACCGCCAGUACACUUCAUGACGUAUUCUUACUGUCACUGAAGUCAGCCUAUCAUUCCCCACAGUUUGCCACCGAAUUAGCCGAGCACGAAAACAAACAGCUGUUGGCGUCACAGAAGCGAAGAGGUGUGUCUUGAGAAAGAACAGCUGUCAAGUCUUGGAGCACUGGAAACGUAAAUACCGCCAAGACGGAUUUUCUUUGGGAUAAACGUACUGGCAUUGCUUCCAAAACGAUGCCUCAUUCAAGAAGGCGCUACUCAUCAGACCGGGGUAGCAAAGGCAGUUACAGAAACCGUAAGCAGAGACGGAGAAGAAGCAGAUCCAGGUCGAGUAGUAGUGAAAGAAGCAGACGAAAUAAACAUGAAGACAGUUAUUGUAUUCGUUCUAGAAGUUAUGACAACCAGUCUCGAAACAGAAGGGGAUAUGAAAGAAGAUACUGUGACCACCUUCGCCGGAAUCUGUACAGCAGAGGUAGAGGCGAUGCACAUUAUGACACUGAUUACCAUCAUUCCUAUGACUACAGGCGUUCUCGGGAUAGGGAUGAAAGCUACAGAAGUCGCAAGGGGAGUAGAUGUAAGCACAGACGACAACGUCGCCGAACUAGGUCAUUUAGCAGUUCUUCCUCUCAGCGAAGUCGGCAGAGCAGCAAGAGGGUCAAGAAUGUGGAGGACGACGAUGAAGGCCAUCUGAUCUAUCGCAUCGGCGACUGGCUACAAGAAAGAUAUGAAAUUGUUGGCAAUCUUGGUGAAGGAACCUUUGGGCGAGUGGUGCAAUGCAUUGACCACAGACGAAGUGGUAUGAGAAUUGCUCUUAAAAUAAUCAAAAAUGUGGAAAAGUACAGAGAAGCAGCACGGUUAGAGAUAAAUGUAUUGGAGAAACUCCUCUCUAAGGAUCAGGAGAAUAGGAGUUUGUGUGUGAAGAUGUUUGACUGGUUUGACUUCCAUGGCCACAUGUGUAUUUCCUUUGAGCUGCUUGGGUUGAGUACCUUUGACUUCUUGAAAGAGAACAAUUACCUACCAUAUUCUGUCUGCCAGGUUCGGCAUAUGGCCUACCAGAUUUGUCAAGCUGUGAAAUUUCUUCAUGACAACAAGCUUACGCAUACUGACCUGAAACCAGAAAACAUUCUGUUUGUGAAUUCUGAUUUUGAAAUUACUUAUAAUCUGGAAAAGAAGCAAGAUGAACGAACAAUUAAAAACACUGCUUUAAGGGUGGUGGACUUUGGGAGUGCCACAUUUGACCAUGAACAUCAUAGUACCAUUGUCUCUACAAGACAUUACAGAGCACCAGAGGUCAUAUUAGAGUUGAAUUGGUCUCAGCCUUGUGAUGUGUGGAGCAUUGGUUGCAUCAUAUUUGAGUAUUACGUUGGAUUUACAUUAUUUCAGACUCAUGACAAUCGUGAGCACUUGGCUAUGAUGGAACGAACUCUAGGACCUAUUCCAACACGUCUGAUUCGGAAAACUAGGAAGCAGAAAUAUUUCUAUCGUGGCCAUCUGGAUUGGGAUGAAAGCACUUCUUCUGGUAGAUAUGUACGAGAAAAUUGCAAACCUUUGCAGCGAUAUAUGCUGCAUGACACAGGUGACCACCAUCAGCUGUUUGACUUGCUAGAAAGAAUGCUAGAAUAUGAGCCAUCCAAGCGAAUUACCUUACAAGAGGCAAUAAAACAUCCCUUUUUCAACUUACUGCGGGUGGAACAGUGCCUGAGAAGUUGGGAUUGCAGUCGUGAUAUUAGUCGAUGAAGAAGGCUGCUGACAUUUUUUUGGCUUUGCUGAGUUUGUUUAUAUAAAGCCAGUUUUAUGGCAUGUUGAGUUUCUGUUAAACAGAUUGGUGCUUUGAAGGUGUGUUUUUUUAUAAAAGACGUACCUUGACUAGCCUUUGCUGUCUUCCAAGUAUUUCAUAUACAAUGUAUAUGGUUUAUUGAUUUCUGAUCACUCUUAAGUAUGUGGUUGGGUAGAAAGGAAGAGAGCUAUGUAAAUAUUUGCAUAUAUGUUUCUUUAUAUGUACAUGUUUACCUUUCAGAUGAUAGGUGUUAUUCCUGUGAAGCAAUUGCAUUUUGGAAUGUUUCCAUUGAUUUCAGCCCCACAGUCAGAAGAAUGCUCAUAAACAGCAUUACUCUGGUAAUUGUUGAUCAAAGUGUUUCUAAAACAGUGAUUUUAAGUGUCCCUUCAGUAUGGAUUUAUUAAGGUAGCAUAUUUUCUCUUAGACACUUAAUUUUGUUCAUUGUGAUGUAUGUACAUAAUAAACUGUUUCUUAAGAA